Molecule: messenger RNA, 753 nt
Organism: Lodderomyces parapsilosis
Lineage: Eukaryota; Fungi; Ascomycota; Pichiomycetes; Serinales; Debaryomycetaceae
Product: SDR family NAD(P)-dependent oxidoreductase
Exons: 1
Coding region: 1-753 (250 amino acids)
Molecular function (GO): oxidoreductase activity
Source: RefSeq, a predicted model, not a curated record
AUGAUUCAAUUGAACGGUAAAAAUGCCUUAAUUACUGGCGGAAGUGCAGGUUUGGGUGCAGCAAUAGCUCAUCAAUUAGCUGCAGAGGGUGUCAAUAUUGCUAUUAAUUAUGCCAAUAACAAGGAACGUGCAGAGACGUUGGCUGAUGAAAUACAAAACAAGUAUGGUGUUAAAACCAUUGUAUUAAAAGCUGAUGUUUUCAAAAUGGAUGAAUUGAGUCAAUUGGUUGAAUCAACAGUUGAGCAAUUGGGUGGGAUAGAUAUCUUGAUUUCCAAUGCUGGAUGGACCAAAUUUAUCGAAUAUGACGAUUUGGAAGGUAUGGAUGAAGAAGCAUGGGAUGGUACUUUCAAUGCCAAUGUUAAAGCUCAUUUUUUUCUAUUCAAAGCCGCCAAGAAGCACUUUGAUGCCAAUAAAGAUGGUGGUGUAUUUAUAGCUAGUGCAUCAGUUGCUGGUCGUAUUUCAUAUGGAUCUUCAAUCCCCUAUGCUGUUUCUAAAGCUGGGUUGAUUCAUUUAAUCAAGUUUUUAGCCAAGACUCAAGGUCCCAAAAUUCGAUUACAUGCGGUUUGCCCUGGUUUACUUUUAACUGAAUGGGGUAAAAAGUUUCCCCAGGACAAGAUUGAUGUCGCUAAGCUGAGAUCACCAAUUGGACAAAUUACUGAUGUUGAUGAGUGUGCUGCGCAAUAUGUAUUGUUGAGUAAGUUGGCUACAUCUACUGGUUCAAUUGUGGGAAUGGAUGCUGGUGUUUCGUUGUGA